This is a messenger RNA of Drosophila melanogaster (fruit fly), 359 nucleotides long. RefSeq lists its product as uncharacterized. NCBI's taxonomy places the organism in Eukaryota, Metazoa, Arthropoda, Insecta, Diptera, Drosophilidae. The transcript is spliced from 3 exons. The coding region runs from base 43 to 222 and encodes 59 amino acids. The record is from RefSeq and is marked reviewed.
ACUGUCAAUAGUCUCAGACAAUUUUCGUAACGCGCCGCUAAAAUGCCCGAAAAACCAUCAGCAAAGUCGGCUCCGAGGCCCCUGACCAGCAUAAAGGGGACCAGGCCCUCCACAUCCUCAUCCAAUCCCACCACCAGCAGGAGCAAACCCACAGGAACUGGAGUGGUUCGACCACCAUUGCCAAAUGCACACGAUAGGAUUUGGAAGAUUAUGAAGAUGUAAUAAUAUCUAAAAAUAUUCGGUCCCCAAAUUGGAUCCACGUUUUAAAUCCUGAUAUUCUUUUUUUAUAAAAUGUACGGAUUCUUUGACGUCUAAAGCGCUGAAUAAAGCGAAUAAAUCCCAAAAGGGAAAUUACUCUU